Scedosporium apiospermum is the source of this 561-nucleotide messenger RNA. RefSeq lists its product as uncharacterized. Gene Ontology annotation, cellular component: cytosolic large ribosomal subunit; ribosome. The transcript is spliced from 4 exons. NCBI's taxonomy places the organism in Eukaryota, Fungi, Ascomycota, Sordariomycetes, Microascales, Microascaceae. The record is from RefSeq and is a predicted model, not a curated record. Gene Ontology annotation, molecular function: structural constituent of ribosome. The coding region runs from base 1 to 561 and encodes 186 amino acids. Gene Ontology annotation, biological process: cytoplasmic translation.
AUGGUUCGAUACGCAGCCCACGAGAUCCAGCCCGCCAAGUCGGCCCGCGCCCGCGGCUCCUACCUCCGCGUCUCCUUCAAGAACACCAGGGAAACUGCCCAGGCCAUCAACGGAUGGAAGUUGCAGCGUGCUGUUGCUUUCCUUGAGAACGUCGUCGAGAAGAAGGAGGCUGUUCCUUUCCGCCGAUUCUGCGGCAGCAUUGGCCGAACUGCGCAAGGAAAGCAGUUCGGUGUCACCCGUGCCCGAUGGCCCGUUAAGUCCGCCCAGUUCCUUCUCGGCCUCCUAAAGAACGCCGAAUCCAACGCCGACGCCAAGGGUCUCGACUCCAGCAACUUGGUCGUCAAGCACAUCCAGGUCAACCAGGCCCCCAAGCAGCGAAGGCGCACCUACCGCGCUCACGGUCGUAUCAACCCCUACAUGUCGAGCCCCUGCCAUAUCGAACUCAUCCUCACCGAGGGCGACGAGGCCGUUGAGAAGUCGGAUGCUGUUGUUGCGCACGGAGAGAGGCUCAACUCGAGGCAGCGUGGUGUCCGCGUCCGAAAGGCGCUCACCGCGGCGUAG